AUGAUAUCUUCAGGUGUUUAUAAACAUAAAAACAGUCUUUCUCCUUAAGAAAACCCCAUUUCAUUAUAAAAUUCACCAGUUAAAAUGCAAAAUAAACAUAGUAAUCAUGUAAGAGAUAGCAAAUCUGUAAACACAAGUAUCGAAGCUAAAAAGAAAGAAGUAUCACAAAACAUUAAGAAGUAAUCAAAGCAAGCUCUAAAUAAAAUAUUGUACAAUCCAAAUAGCGAUGAUAAAAAUUUAGGGAUGUAUCAUAAUAACCAUUCUAGGAAUUAGCUUGAAGAUAUGAUUUAGCAACAAUAAAAUUAUUAUUCAAAUCAUUAACCAUAAUAGGCAUAAUAUGGAAAUUAAAUUUAAAACAACUCAAGUGCUUUGAUAAAUAGGAAAUAAGAGAAUAUUAAUACACAUGCUAGUCAUAAUAAUGAUUCAAGCAAUAUUUAUUAAACUCCGCCAAGGACUAAAAUAUUGAAUUAUAGCAAUUGGGAGCCAAAUAUUGAUAGCACUCUACCAUAUAUUCAUUAAAACAUUAAUCAUUAAUCUUAGAAACAUUAAUAAUUGCUUUAGCUGUAGACAACUUAAAAAAAGCAAUAGAAUUCAUAAAAUCGCACUAAUUCCUAAAAAACAAAGAAAAAAGAAGAUAUACUUGCACCUUACAUUUAUGGAAACAACCCUUUUAAAAAUCCCUAAUAGGGUGCUACUUUGAGUGGAGGAUUUAGAUAUCAACCACCUCCAUUUGUAAGUACUAUUAAAAAGUAAGUAAAAAAAAGCAAAAAUAGCUAAAACUAAUAUAACGCUAAUCCUUCUCUUUCUGAAAAUGAAGCUGACGAUGAUGUAAAUGUUACUUAUCAUCACCCUAGCCGUAAUAGAAAUAAUUUAGAUAAUCCUCUCUAGCAACCUUAAAAUAUAUUGGAUUAAAUUUUUUAACCUUAAAACUAAAAUGUCAAUAAUACUAUGAAAACAACAAAUUAAGAAAAAACCAAUGAUAUUGUUAAAACAAGAGCUUCAGCUUCUUUUAACAGUGACCCUUCUCGUGACUUAACAGCAUUAACUGAUAGUGAAGCAAAUGAUUAAACUUCCUAAAGUAGAUAUUAUAGAAAGAAGUAUACUGUUAAAAGGCGUGCAAAAGAAGAAGAGUAAUCUAAAUAAUUAUAAGGCUUUUCUUCAAAUAGUAGAUAAGCUACUAACAAUUAUUACCACAAUAAGUAAGAGGAUAUUGAUAAAAAAAAAGAUUAACCUAGCACUACUUUGAGAAACAAUUGGAGCUAAUACGAAAAUAGCCAAAAAUAAGAUAAUAAUGACAAGUAAUAUCUAACAUAAUAUUCGAAUACCAUGAAUCAAUAACAAAUUUAGGGAUAGCAUAAUAUACUAAGCGAAGAUUCCAGAUAACAUUCAACUAGCGUUAAUGGAGGAAUAAAUCCCUACUUAAGAGUAAGUCAUUAGUCUUAUGAUUCCAUAGCUAAUUAAAUUUUAAGUACUAUCCCUAAAUCUUCCCAUUCUACCAAUGCUAAAUUAAUAGAGAAUUUUUACAAUAAAGGCGAUAAUUCUUAUGUUGCGAAGUAAACUGAAUUAUCAGAUACUUCUUUGCCAUAAAUAUAAUUUGUUAAUACAUAAUCAGACUAACAGAAAAUACAUGGUGAUAGCUUAUCUUAGCAAUAUGAUCGUUCUAUAUUGAAUACAUUCAACUUAGAUAAAACAAUUAAAUAAAACUCGUAGAUUCAUACGUAAGAAAAGUGUGAAGAUGAUGGAAAAGCUCUUUCUUCAGUUCCCUCAAAACCGAGCUAUGAGUAUAAUAUAAAUGAAAUAGGUUCAGAUAAAAAUGGAAGAAGGGUAGGAGAAUUUUUGCCCAUAACAAACCAAAGAAAUGAUAAAAAAAGUAGAAGAAAAGAAAGAUCAAAUUCAUAUCGCAUGCAGCACCUUGAAUAAAAAGAAAGCUAAUUGAUAAAUAUGGCUUACAGAGAAAAUGAGUUUGGAAAUAAAAUGCAAACAAAAAAAUCUCAUGUAGCAACGUUUCAUGAAGGAAACCAGCUUCUACCUCAUCAAAACAUAAUACUUAAUAGCAGGAUGAAUGAAAUAAAGAAACAAAUAUAAGUUAAAGACAUAUAAAGAUUGGACAUUAACAUUGAUUUAAUUGAAAAGUAGAAAGAAAAUAAGAUCGUGAUAAAAUAAUAAGUUAAUGGUUAGACUAGCCAUCCUUAGAGCUAACUAAGUAAUCAUGUUAACACACAUUAAUCAAGAAGAACUAAAAAAACAUCUAGUGCUCUUGAAAAUGGAAUUUAUUUAUAUAAUAACGACUUUGAAUUUGAAGAAGAAGCAAGUCAGUAUUAAUAACCAAAAUAAUAAGGUUCUGCUGAAGUUUAAAAGGUUUCUGAAUAUCAAAAUAACUCAAAUAUUAUUUAGAAUUAAGUUGUGAAAGGCUAAUAAAAAGAAAAUAAUCAUAAUGUUUCUAGUUUACUAGCUAAGGAUAAUAGAGAGAAUGAAUUAGUUAACAACAGUGAUAUUAGCACAAAUAUAUCUUCUCCAAAUCCCUCCAUAUUAAAUGAAAUGAAUGAUAGAAAGAACAAUCAACAUGCAAACGAACCUCAUACAAGACAUAAAUUAGCUGAAAAAAGUCACUCAGUUAUGCCUCAUAGUUAAAAAAUUGACAAUAAUUUAGCAAAUGAAAGUUUUUUGAUGAACAAAGAUUCUCAUCACACAAAACACGAUUAAAAAAACACAAACAAUAGCCUUUCUCCAGACUCAUUUUUGAAAAAUGAAAGCAUGAUGAUAAAAUAAAAAUUAGCCAAGGCUUGUAUAAGAUUCUCGGUUUUAGGUGGAGGAGAAGUCAUAGAAGCCGAAGAUUUUUCUUUGAAAAGCAUAGAUUAAAAUGGCUAAUCCUUUAAUAAGUAUAGAAUUAACAUUAAAAAUGUUGUUGAAAUCGAAGACUAUAUGGAGUAAAUAUGCUAACAUUUAGCUAACCAAUCUUAUGAAUAUAUGAAUUCAGCUGAGCAGUUUAUUAUUAUGAUUAAUGAAGAUCCUCAGUACAACAUAAACCAAGUUUAUAGAUUUUUCAGUGAUGAAAAGUUAUCUAGAGUUGGCAAAGUUUUAACAGUGCUGGAGCUUAUAUCUGUCUAUUUGAUAAUUAAAAUAGGAAGAACUAAAAAAACUUCAAUCAGAUAGUACUAUCCUAAAAUGAAAAGUCUUUUGACAUACACUCAUUAAAGCUUUUUACUUUUUUGGGACCAAAUAUACUUGAUGUUCUCAUAAAACAUAGAAGAUAAGGAUUGCUUAGAAAGACUAAGAGAACGUAUAGAGGAGAAAAGACAAGUCAAGUUAGGAAAUAAAAAAUCAUCUUACCUUUAAUUAAAAUAGAAUUAUGAUAUUAUUUGUAAUCUCAUAAAGCCAUUAAUUAAAGAAAUAAAAGAAAUAAGUUAAGAUUUAGCUAAGUUAUUUAAGGUAUUUGAAGAUCAAACAAUUGUAGAAACCUUUAAUACAGUAAAGUAAAUCUUUGGUGAAGAUUUGAUUUAAAAUGAGAGCAGUCUUAAGGAAUAAGAAAAUGAUUAAAAGUAAAACAAUACAGGAAAACCAAUUAAUCAAACUAAUAAGAGAGUUAGAAACGUUAAGCCUUUCUUACCAUAAUUAGACACAAGCUAAAAAACAUUAACUCUUGUAUUAGAUUUAGAUGAAACUCUCAUUCACUUUUAUGAAACUCGUAAUGGCGGUUAAUAUCAAAAGAGACCUUUUUGUGAUAAGUUUUUAAGAGAAAUGAGUAAGCUAUAUGAAUUGGUGAUAUUUACUGCUGGAACAGAAGACUAUGCAAAUUGGGUUUUGGAUUCAUUGGAUAAAAACAAGUUCAUUUCAUAUAGAUUAUAUAGGUAGCAUACAAACUUUACAAACUGUGUUUAUGUGAAAGAUCUAAGUAAAAUAGGUAGGGAUUUAUCUAAAACAAUAAUUGUUGACAAUGUGCCCGAGAAUUUUAGGUUGCAAAGAGAAAAUGGAAUUGGAAUUAAAAGCUGGUAUAACGAUAGAAAUGACACUGCUCUAAACGAUAUAAUACCUGUACUCACAGAAUUAGCCUAAUAAAAUCCAGAAGAUGUUAGAAUAGCUUUAAAAAAGCUCCGCUAGAAGUAUCCACCUCAUAAGGUGAGAGGAAAUUUUGAUCUUCCAUAUUGA
Tetrahymena thermophila SB210 is the source of this 4146-nucleotide messenger RNA. RefSeq names its product NLI interacting factor-like phosphatase. The transcript is spliced from 9 exons. Gene Ontology annotation, molecular function: phosphoprotein phosphatase activity. Lineage: Eukaryota; Ciliophora; Oligohymenophorea; Hymenostomatida; Tetrahymenidae. The record is from RefSeq and is a predicted model, not a curated record.